Molecule: messenger RNA, 717 nt
Organism: Stegodyphus dumicola
Lineage: Eukaryota; Metazoa; Arthropoda; Arachnida; Araneae; Eresidae
Source: RefSeq, a predicted model, not a curated record
AUGAUAUAUUCUGAUCAUAAAGAAUCUGGCGAAUCUAAUGAUGACGAGGACAUUUCGGACAUCUGUAUGCCGACUCGAAAAGUUUUGGAAAUUAGAAGAAAUUUCGGAAACGUUCAGUACGUACAGCCUUACACAGAGGAAGAAAUUGAGUGUGAAAAUCAUUUGAAGCAGAAUUUUUCUCUUGACUCAACAAGUAGAUUUGUUGUAAAGUUUUCAUUUCAUAGUUCUAGCAGUGAACGUAGGUCAUCUAGGGAUGUUGCUGUCCAUUAUUUACAACACACUGAACGUCAAUUUAUUAGGAAUAAAUCUCUUUCCAGUCGGUACCGCAAAUUUAUGGAGGACUAUCAACAACUUGGUCAUAGCGAAUUGAUUCCAAAAAACGAAAUUCAUGUUCCAGCUAAUUCUAGUUUUUACCUUCCGUACCAUUCUGUUCCGGAUAAAAAUGGUGAUAAAUUUCGAGUGGUAUUUGAUGGUUUUGCUAAAUCUUCUAGCGGUAUUUCUCUUAAUGAGAAAUUGAUGAUUGGUCCACAGUUACAGACUGGUCUGACAACAUUAAUUAUUCGUUUCAGAAUCCACAGAAUAGCUAUAACUGCGGACAUUGAGAAAAUAUACAGACAAAUCAUACUACAAGGUGCAGACUUUCAAAGAAUAGUCUGGCGCGAUUCACCUUUUAAACCAAUUCAAGAAUUUCGGGUCCCACCAGCGGCCGAGCGGUAG